This is a messenger RNA of Astrephomene gubernaculifera, 1385 nucleotides long. The record is from the annotation of a GenBank genome assembly. NCBI's taxonomy places the organism in Eukaryota, Viridiplantae, Chlorophyta, Chlorophyceae, Chlamydomonadales, Astrephomenaceae.
CUGAUCUGCAUAUUAGUAUUACUACCAGCUUUCAAUAAACGGACAUAAAGUUCUCUUAGCUUGCUGAAGACCAUCUAUUGCUGCUGCCAUGGACGAUGACUUAGAGAUAAAGGGACCGGGUUAUGACCCUAUAGCAGACGAGUUUGCAACAUACGAGGACUACCUAGACAGCCAAAUCAAUAGCACAGACGUUUAUUACUUGGAGGAUGUGGAGCUUGCGCGACAGCUGGUGGAGCUUGGGAUACGCGGGAAUGGCGAGGUCAUCCGGAGAGAGGAGUUCGAGCAGCGCAAGGAGGCUUCGGAGCAGGCGCGGCAAGCACGGCUAAACAAGAAGCCCAAGAAGCUCGCCUCUCAGGGGAAACACGUGGAGGAGUUCCCGCUGCUGCAGGCUCUGAAGGACCGCGAGGAGGCGGUUCGCAACGGCAAGCUGACCACCAUCAUCUUCAUCCGGGACAAGAACAGCAAGGGACAGGAGGUGUCCGGCUACAUCGACUACGGGCACCGACUCAAGACGGAGAGCAUGGAGCCGUACUUUGACCGCAAGAAGCGGCUCAUGCCGCGCCCCUCCGACCUGUCCUUCUACAACUGGGAGACGCAGAUGUCCACCUCCAACCCGACACCCAACUUCCAGGUUAUCGCCGACAACGAGGCUGGGCUGCUGUUCAAGAACAAGCGCGACCGCAAGGUGAUCAACGUGGACCCGCGAGCCAAGCCCGGCGACAACUCCACUCGCACGGAGCUGGAGACGGCCGAGUACCUGCAGGUGGUGGUGUACGACCACGUGACACGGAGGAGGAGCUGAGGCGGGGCGGGGAGGGAGCUAGGUGGGAGUGGGAAAGAAUAUGCAGAAGGAAAGGGGGUGCGGGAAAGGGGAAGGGGGUAGUUUCUGAGUGAUACGGGGAGGAGGAAGGGAGGGCUGCUGCUUGGGCUGAUAAACAGGUCGCGGUUAAUAAACGAGCAGUUAAGGUGUGAUGGGUGCAGUUCUUAUCCAUGUAUAGAAUUAGAAAUGGAUAGCGCAGCGCUGGAUAGCGCGAUUCGUCGUGGCAACGGCAACCAUGCGCACGGGAGUUUAGUGUUCGAGAAUAGAUAUGCAUACUAGUUUUGUACAUAUUAACGGAUAAUACCUUACGGCACGGUAGUUCUAUUGCGGCGCUGUAUGCGGUAGUCCAUUAGACGACGGUUCAGGCUGCGUACCAUCCAUAGCAACCAUGAUCUUACUUGCGGUUUUUGCUUGCCUAAAGUGACGGAGGUGCUUGAUCAUAGGCGCUUACUUAUACGCGUCUCGACUGUUGCGGCUGACAUGAGCCUUUGUCACGUUUCCUAGAGGUGUGGCUUUCCACCGACGCAGUAUUCCUUGCCUGUACUCAGUAACCAGGGAUGCCGAA